GCAUAGUGGCAAGAGCUGAUGCAGACAAACAGAAAAAAUUCAAAGAUGAAGACCUUGAUGAUUGUGUUGGGUUUAUCGCUCUUCACCUUGUGUGUGGCUGAGGUCCUGCAUCUGGAUCAACAGGCAGAAGACACCAACAGCAUCCAGAGUCCAGGCAUCAAAUCUGCUUGUAACUGCGGGGGCAAGAGUUUGGAUAACUAUCUUCUUAAUGCCGUGAGAGAAGUGGAGGCCAAGCAGAGAAACACUGAGAAAAAGUUAGAGGAUCUGAAGAUGGAGCUCCAAGGUAACCGGGUGGCAUUCGGAGCAGCCUUGGGCAAUGUUGGAAAUAUUGGACCUUACAACACUGAGAUCACACUGACCUACAAGAACGUCCACUCAAACACAGGCUCAUACAACCCUUCUACAGGUAUUUUCAUUGCUCCAGUCCGAGGAAUUUAUUACUUCAGCUUCUCUGGUCAUAAUAGAUCAAUUAAGCCAAUGGGGCUGCGACUCAUGAAGAAUGGAGUGCAGAUCGUUACCGUGUUCAAUCAUCCAUUUGGAAAUCGCUGGGAGACGGCAGCUAACGGCAUGACUAUACAUCUUAAUGUGGGAGACCAGGUGUACAUGAGGCUCCGGGAGAAUACGUGGAUUUUUGAUAAUAUUAAUAACCACAGCACCUUCAUUGGACAUCUGUUAUUCGCUUUGUGAGAAAAAUAAACUUCAGAGAGAGAACAGAGAGUCAGUGAGGUCAGCAAUCUUCAGCUGCCGGACGGCAGUACAUUAUUACUUAAAUUGGGGUAAUGUUUAAUGAAUUAAGGUGUUUAGAGCUGACCUGAAACUUGAAUUAAUGAAAAUACUGUAUAAUAAUAAAUCAAGUUAAAUGGGAUCCUGAUCAAAAUUUGGUAAAUUGAAAGUUCUAUAUUAAUUGAUUAUGUUUGUCUUUGUAUUGUGUUUCUUUUUAAUCAAUAAACACACUAUGACUCCAGCUCAAAAA
This is a messenger RNA of Hippoglossus stenolepis (Pacific halibut), 973 nucleotides long. Its product is annotated as complement C1q-like protein 2. Gene Ontology annotation, molecular function: protein binding. The coding region runs from base 19 to 687 and encodes 222 amino acids. The transcript is spliced from 3 exons. NCBI's taxonomy places the organism in Eukaryota, Metazoa, Chordata, Actinopteri, Pleuronectiformes, Pleuronectidae. The record is from RefSeq and is a predicted model, not a curated record.